This is a messenger RNA of Mycosarcoma maydis (corn smut), 1707 nucleotides long. RefSeq lists its product as uncharacterized. The record is from RefSeq and is a predicted model, not a curated record. NCBI's taxonomy places the organism in Eukaryota, Fungi, Basidiomycota, Ustilaginomycetes, Ustilaginales. Gene Ontology annotation, biological process: lipid metabolic process. The coding region runs from base 1 to 1707 and encodes 568 amino acids. The transcript is spliced from 3 exons.
AUGACACCGAUAACUACUCCUUCUUCGACCGACGUCCGCAAGCGCCCCAAGGCCAACUCGCACUCGCUCAUCGUUCCAGGCAAUGUCGACAGGCAUGCCGCACUCUGCGAGCAGCUGCGCAACAGGCAGAUCACCGACCUUGUCGAUGUUUCUGGCAGCGGCACAGGCACAAGAGGCUGGAUUUGGGGUACCAUCACAGACAUUUUCUAUUACCUCUUCGUAUGGAUACCACGAACCUGGUGGUACACUCUGACCAGUCUGCCCCAGCUUGUGCUUGACCCCAUCGGCCUUGGCUCAGCUCUGGCCUUUGCCUUUGUCACCACAUUCGCGCUGUUCGGCAGCUUGGUUGUCAGUGCUAUCUGGCGUUUGCCCUUUGUACAAUCCUACUGGCAACCCAUCUCAGACCGCAAGGACAUCAGUCUCGGUAAUCUUGCAUACCCUCUUAUCUUCGAGUUUGACGCCAACCCACAGAACAAGCAGAUCCGCGAUGCCGCCUUUAAGGUCAUGUCGGACCCUAUGCAAGCUGACGCUAAACCUUCGACGGAUCAGGAGCGCAAUUUUGACCUCGAGAUUUCGAAGCUCCUGAUGAUGCUCUCUGCACUUGUGUACGAGCGCAAGGUGGGCGCGUAUCACAAGGCCGCCCUCUUGGCUCAGCAGGGCAAAAAAUUGAACAAGCAAUUCAUGUGCGACGACAAAGUGCUCACUGACGCCGGAAUCGACAUUGGCCAAAAAGUUGACUUUGCAGACAGCAAGAUCAAGCGAGUUGCUAGGGAAUGGGGGCUCAACUAUGCUAGUGUUUCUGAGCUUGCCACCAACACAUCGCCGCUAUGCGGAGCUUUUUGGCACCCCUACCACAACUUUAUCAUUCUUGCGUUCAAGGGUACUGAUCCGGUCGAGUUCAAAGAGUGGGCCGUCGACCUUACCUUCAACUACACGGACGGUCGUGGCUGGUUGCCCGGCUUCACCAAGGUUCAUGCCGGCUUCUACAAGCAGAUCUUCCCGCAAGACCUCAAUCAUGCCACAGGCGCAUUUCCGUACAGCCAGAUCCGCAAUGCGGUCAGCAAGAUUGCCAGCGAGAUUCGCGCAACGUCUGACAGCGACCACGUAAACCUGUACGUGACCGGGCACAGUCUCGGAGCCGGGCUUGCCAGCUUGUUCUAUACGCGUGCAAUUUCUUCGCCCAAGGACUUUGGCCAGACGGAGGACGGCGCCAAUCAGGUCUUUGUGCGCGACGCAUACUGCUUUGGCACGCCCAUUGUUGGCGACCCUGACUGCAUAUCGGCCUUCAACCAGGCUUGUCAUGAACGCGACCUCGACUUUCCGCACGCAUUGUGGCGAGUUACCAAUCGUCGCGACGCUGUGGCCACCAUGCUUCCUGACGCUGGUGACAACAACACGCUAGUCCACAUCAGUCCUCUCAGCCAGCUCCACUUUGCCCACAUUGGCCAGGAGAUCCAACUGGACAACGAUGUCGGCAAGGUCUAUACGGGCCCUGGCACUUCGCUGCCUGUCGGAACUCCGGUCAACAUCAUCACUCAUCUGCAUCAAGGGGGUGAAGGGCCCAAGGUGUCGCUUCCGCCCGUGUUCUCUUUGCUGGAAUGGAUCCCAGUGGUGCGUCGUCUAGUCGCUCACACGCCGUCGUCGUACUGGGACCGUCUCACCAAGGUGCAAGCUGAAAACACGAUCGAGUACGCUCGCAGUCACUGA